Propithecus coquereli (Coquerel's sifaka) is the source of this 4738-nucleotide messenger RNA. RefSeq names its product trafficking protein, kinesin binding 1 (gene TRAK1). The coding region runs from base 1 to 2691 and encodes 896 amino acids. Gene Ontology annotation, cellular component: dendrite. Lineage: Eukaryota; Metazoa; Chordata; Mammalia; Primates; Indriidae. Gene Ontology annotation, molecular function: GABA receptor binding. Gene Ontology annotation, biological process: neurogenesis; endosome to lysosome transport; anterograde axonal transport of mitochondrion. The record is from RefSeq and is a predicted model, not a curated record. The transcript is spliced from 15 exons.
AUGUCCCUGAGAGACGUGGAAGGGGAAGAAGAAUGUUUUGAAUAUGACUGCCAGGAUGAAGAGAGGAAACCCACCCACGAGCAGUAUGACACCUUGGACCUCUUGGAAGAGGUUCUAUGUGCUGAAAGAGUUGGCCAGAUGACUAAGACAUAUAAUGACAUAGAUGCUGUUACUCGGCUUCUCGAGGAGAAAGAGCGGGAUUUAGAAUUGGCUGCUCGGAUCGGCCAGUCGUUGUUGAAGAAGAACAAGACGCUGACGGAGAGGAACGAGCUGCUGGAGGAGCAAGUGGAACACAUCAGGGAGGAGGUGUCUCAGCUCCGGCAUGAGCUGUCCAUGAAAGAUGAGCUCCUUCAGUUCUAUACCAGCGCCGCAGAGGAGAGCGAGCCUGAGUCUGUUUGCUCAACCCCGUUGAAGAGGAAUGAGUCAUCCUCCUCAGUCCAGAAUUACUUUCAUUUGGAUUCUCUUCAAAAGAAGCUGAAAGACCUUGAAGAGGAGAACGUGGUACUUCGAUCCGAGGCCUGCCAGCUGAAGACCGAGACCAUCACCUAUGAGGAGAAGGAGCAGCAGCUGGUCAACGACUGCGUGAAGGAGCUGCGAGAUGCCAACGUCCAAAUUGCUAGUAUCUCAGAGGAAUUGGCCAAGAAGACUGAAGAUGCUGCCCGACAGCAAGAGGAGAUCACACACCUGCUGUCACAAAUCGUUGAUUUGCAGAAAAAGGCAAAAGCUUGCGCGGUGGAAAACGAAGAACUCGUCCAGCACCUGGGGGCCGCUAAGGAUGCCCAGCGGCAGCUCACGGCCGAACUGCGUGAGCUGGAGGACAAAUACGCAGAGUGCAUGGAGAUGCUUCAUGAGGCGCAGGAGGAGCUGAAGAACCUCCGGAACAAAACCAUGCCCAACACCACCUCCCGGCGCUACCAUUCACUGGGCCUGUUUCCCAUGGACUCCUUGGCAGCAGAGAUCGAGGGAACAAUGCGCAAGGAGCUGCAGCUGGAAGAGCCUGAGUCUCCAGACAUCACUCACCAGAAGCGUGUCUUUGAGACAGUGAGAAACAUCAACCAGGUGGUCAAGCAGAGGUCUCUGACCCCUUCCCCCAUGAACAUCCCUGGCUCCAACCAGUCCUCGGCCAUGAACUCCCUCCUGUCCAGCUGCGUCAGCACCCCCCGGUCCAGCUUCUAUGGCAGUGACGUGGGCAACGUUGUCCUUGACAAUAAGACCAACAGCAUCAUCCUGGAAACAGAGGCAGCAGACCUGGGAAACGACGACCGGAGUAAGAAGCCGGGGACGCCGGGCACCCCGGGCUCCCACGACCUGGAGACGGCGCUGCGGCGGUUGUCCCUCCGCCGGGAGAACUACCUCUCUGAGAGGAGGUUCUUCGAGGAGGAGCAGGAGCGGAAGCUGCGGGAGCUGGCGGAGAAGGGCGAGCUGCGCAGCGGCUCCCUCACGCCCACCGAGAGCAUCAUGUCCCUGGGCACGCACUCGCGCUUCUCCGAGUUCACCGGCUUCUCCGGCAUGUCCUUCAGCAGCCGCUCCUACCUGCCCGAGAAACUGCAGAUCGUGAAGCCGCUGGAAGGUUCUGCCACUCUUCACCACUGGCAGCAGUUGGCCCAGCCUCACCUUGGGGGCAUCCUGGACCCCCGGCCUGGGGUGGUCACCAAGGGCUUCCGGACGCUGGAUGUUGACCUGGACGAAGUAUACUGCCUUAACGAUUUUGAAGAAGAUGACACAGGUGACCACAUUUCUCUCCCGGUCCUAGCUACCUCCACACCAGUUCAGCACCCAGAGACCUCAGCGCACCACCCUGGGAAGUGCAUGUCACAGACCAACUCCACCUUCACCUUCACCACCUGCCGCAUCCUGCAUCCUUCAGACGAGCUCACUCGGGUCACACCAAGCCUUAACUCAGCCCCAACUCCAGCUUGUGGCAGCGCCAGCCACUUGAAAUCCACGCCGGUGGCCACACCAUGCACUCCACGGAGACUGAGCCUGGCUGAAUCGUUCACUAACAUCCGUGAAUCCACGACCACCAUGAGCACAUCCCUGGGGCUUGUGUGGCUGUUGAAGGAGCGGGGCAUUUCCGCGGCUGUCUAUGACCCGCAGAGCUGGGACAGGGCCGGCCGGGGCUCCCUCCUGCACUCCUACACUCCCAGGAUGGCUGUGAUCCCCUCCACCCCGCCGAACUCACCUAUGCAGACGCCCACGUCCUCCCCGCCCUCCUUUGAGUUCAAGUGCACAAGCCCUCCCUAUGACAACUUCCUGGCUUCCAAGCCGGCCAGCUCCAUCCUAAGGGAGGUGAGGGAAAAGAAGAACGUGCGCAGCAGUGAGAGCCAGACAGACGUGUCCGUCUCCAACCUCAACCUCGUGGACAAAGUCAGGAGGUUUGGGGUGGCCAAAGUGGUGAACUCAGGGCGAGCCCAUGUCCCCACCUUGACUGAGGAGCCGGGACCUCUCCUCUGUGGGCCCCCAGGGCCUGCACAAGCCCUUGUCCCUGGAGGCCUGGUACCCGAGGGCCUGCCUCUCGGAUGCCCCACAGUCACCAGUGCCAUCGGCGGGCUGCAGCUCAGCAGUGGCAUCCGGCGGAAUCGCAGCUUCCCCACCAUGGUGGGAUCCAGCAUGCAGAUGAAAGCCCCCGUGACUCUCACCUCGGGAAUCUUGAUGGGUGCUAAGCUCCCCCAACAAACUAGCUUACGGUGAGGACGGGAGGGGCGCCGUUGCCCUGGAGGAGCCCAGCACUCUCCCGUCUUGUGCCCCGCCUCCCUCUCUUCCCCCUGCAGUGCACUCUCUUCCCUCUUCCUUUCUCUGCCCGUCCCCUCCUGAACUACACAAAUCAACCUCGUGCCUAAUGGAGGAGGAGUGGAAACUCUGUAAAAUGUGUACAUAGGACUUGGAGACCUCAUCUCUGCCCUGCUCUUUCUUCAGAUCCCACAGGAAGUGCCCCUGUGCUGUCAUGACUCAUGAGGACUUCACCCCGGCUAACCUGGGGAAGGUGGUGUCCUUUUCUUCUUUCCUUUCGAGAAGCACUGAAACUCCCAAGUGUGUUCUUAUCCCAUGGAUAGGAAACCAGUGAAUUCCGUGGCUGACCACCUGUGUUGCACACUAUGAGCUGUCACGGCUCGGGUCGUAAUGCAUCUGGGUGUCCUUGGACACCUGGCCUCGCUCACCCUGUGACAGCGUAAGGAGCCUCCGUCCUCGGCCACGUGCAGCUGAUGUAGCGUUCACAAUCGGAGAGCUUUCCUUUCUUUUAUGGGUGGCCCCGCUUCUUCAAGACCUUUACUACUCUGCCUCAGCGGACAGUCGUUUCUUUUUUGAGGUGUGACCUUUUCUUUCCAUGCCUUCAACUUGAAGUCAUCCCGUGUUUUGUAAUCAAAUGUCAGGCCAAACGUCUGACCCGAAAGAGAAUGUAUUUACACUCCUGCUGCGUUGUUCAGCAGCCCCUCCGUGUUCUGUGUGAUUUGUUUUAUUUCUCCGGUUUUUUAUAUGCAGGGAAGUAAUGGUACUGGUAGUGUAUGUUCUCUGUGUGGUUCUAUGACACCGAAAUGCAAAUUUCAAACCCACCACGCUGCUAAUGAGAUAGCAGCUUAUUCCUGGGACCCAGUGUCACAACCAAAUUGAUGUAAGACCAGACCCAAGACAACUGUAACAGUAGGAUUAAAGGGAAAGAGGGUAGGGAAAAAGCUUAUUAAAGAACUGUGUCAGCACUAAAGGGGAAGAACCACAACCAAGUGUAAUACCAGACUGGUUCAAGGGAGAAACGAGACCUUGGCAUCCUGCUGGCUCCGGGCCUUACUCGGGAACUCAGAGUGGCCAGGGUGCUUUCACUGGAGCCUUCUGUGGCAGCCAGUCAAGGCCCACGUGUUUUUCCCUCUUGUUUCAGAACAGUGAAUGGUCACAACAAAAUACUUUCUCCCCACAAAGCCUUUUGUCUUCUUGUGCCACUUUUUAUCCUUAGGAAAAGAUAGAGGUGCUUGUGAAAAGAACCGUGAACAAACAAGGGAGCCUGGUCCUGUUGCUGUUGCCGGUUAAGUUUCAAACUUUUAUUUAUUAUUUGUGUGUGCCGUAUUUUAAACAAACAUCCUCUCUCCUUCCUGCUCCAGUCCUAGUGUGUCUGUGGCAUUCCAAUCCAAGCAGUUUAUUUAUUUAUUCUAAUCUGAGGACUGCACUUUACAUCACGGUGUUCCAUGACCACUUGUUCCAGACAUUUAUAGAAGGAAAACAUCCUGUGUAAAUGAAAUUGUCAUUCUGUGUCCUCCCCCCAGCAGAUGUGUCCUUCAGUUAAGUGAGGGUAACCUUAUGUCCAUGGAGGUUACUUUGAGAAAGUCCCCAAGGAGCAAGCUUCAGUCCCACGAUUUCAGACUAUUUAUUCUCGGAACACAAGAGCGUUGGUUAAUUAUGAUCUCAGUUCUCCUCGCUGUUGUACGUGUGCAUUCACUGCAAGUAACUUAUAUCUUUUUAUUUGAAUGUAUUUUAAAGCAGUAGGUAGAAUAACAAAGGAAUAGGAAAACUAUGGACUGAAUGGACCACUUUAUGUAUUCAGAGAGGAGCCACCCAUCACCAGAAAUUACUUCAUCACCAGAAAUACUGUGUAAAAAUUGGCAAUUCGGAGUUGCAGUAUUAGUAUAGUAAAUAAAUGAUCAACGUUGUGCAACCACUACCAAAAGUGUGUUGUAAUGCAUCAAAAAUCAACAAUAAAAUUUUAUUCGCUAAUGAGUAUCAAUAAAAUAAGUUCAAAUGAUGGAAACCA